This is a messenger RNA of Magallana angulata, 4581 nucleotides long. RefSeq lists its product as uncharacterized. The coding region runs from base 123 to 4409 and encodes 1428 amino acids. The transcript has 8 exons. The record is from RefSeq and is a predicted model, not a curated record. NCBI's taxonomy places the organism in Eukaryota, Metazoa, Mollusca, Bivalvia, Ostreida, Ostreidae.
GAAAGAAAUAGUUUCAAUUUUAUCCGAUAAUCAUUUUUUGGCGCUAUUCGUUUGGCCUCGCUGGGACAUUUGGCGGCAAAAUUCACGGAAAAAUCAAGUCACAGAGAACAUAAUUUGGAGCCAUGCUUAAGGGCUGGAUUUCAUCCGUGACUUCUAAGAUCUCAAGGGCGUUAGGUGGUGCUCAUGAUGCCGAAUAUGUAAGUGAGGAAGAUAUCAACACCUCGUCUGAAAUCGAGCACAUUGAGGAGGGGGAGCUAGCAGAACAAGUCCAAGAUACUGACCCUAAGGAUGAGACCCCCGAGGGUGGUACCGAUGGGCAGGGUUCGGGGGACCAGGAGGCAGUGGACAGCAGGAACAUUCCCCCCGUCUGUCAAAACACAUCGGGCACCUGUGUAGACAUUGGACCGGAGGAGUUGAUGGAUUUACCAGAGGACCAGGGAACAGGGUCAUUUAUAGUGGUGAAGGACAACAGUGAAGGGAGUCCAACCAAGAUCAUGGAUUCCUCGGGCAGCAUCGAGGUAAUACAUCCGGAGGACCAGGAUCUGACUGGGAGUCAAAAAGAACAACCAAGCUCAGAGCUCUCAGGGAGUAGCAGAGAACAGCCUAGCUCGGCUGUGAUGGACAGCAUUGUAAUUGUACAAGAGGAAGGCAAAGGUCAUUCUGAGCCUCAUUGUGGAAGUGACCCAGAGCUGACUGCUGCCAUGAUGGAAUCUGUGUGCCGAGAUCUGGAAAAUAACGACUUGGAUAAAAUGAGUGACGAAAUUAGGGAUGACUGUAAUACUGGGGUUUUGGAAAGGACAGAGGAGUCUGAUGAGCAAAGUAGAGAGGGUGAAGUAAAGGAAUUGGGAAAGUCCAGGAAGGAAUCGGAGGUUCAAGAGGCCAGCAUGUACUUGUCAGAAGAGGAACGCUCCAGGAAGGAAUCGGAAAUCCAGGAAGCGUCCAUGUUUUUGUCAGAAGAGGAUACGUCCUUGAGGAAGGAGAGUGUGUCUGUAAUGGAGGAUCAGAGUGAAGGGGCUGGGACUGUAGAGGAAAGCUUUGAGCAGGCACAGUUUGCUUUAAAGAAAAAGGAAGAAGUGGGAAAACAAGAAGAUAAAAGCAUUACUGUCCCCUCUGUCACCACCACUGAUUUUGAGCCACAGAAACCAGAGAGAGGGGAGAAGAAACCACAGAUUGCAGAAACAGAGAAUUACCUGGACUUCGUUCAGCAGAUGACAGAGAAGGGCGAGUUGGUCCAAGCAAAGGACCUCAUUUAUAAACUGGGUCUCCUGAAUGUUGACCAGAAACUCAUCGAGAAGGCCAUCCUGGACCAGUACAAGAUAGCUGUGCAACGCAAGUACUCUAUUUGGAUCAAUCACUGUAGAUUCCAUGCAGAGCUGCUCUUCUCUCCUCCUUGGAUAGCAGAUCAUUUGCCAAGACUUGGAAGCAACAGUUCCAAAGAAAAGAAAAAAUGGCAGAGUAGAAAUGAAAAAAGAGCUAGAAGAUGGCAGAAAGAGUCUAGUGGCAUGUGUCGAGAUGUUCGACUGAAAAAUGAUCCAUCAAUAGAAGUGGUCAGAGAAAACGCUGCUGACAACAAGGUUGAUGGGGAUGAUCAAAAUGGCGGGGACUUUCAUAGUGAAAAGGAGGAGGUCAAUGCCAUUUCAGAUGGGGUUAAGGAAGGAAAAGUUGAACUUGGAGAUGGUGAAGAAAGUGAAGAAAAAUGUAGUGCUCAGUUGGAAGAACCAUCAAAUAAGGACAAAAAUAGUGAAAGGGAGACAGACAGUGCUAAAGAAGAUGGUGCUAAACUUAACAAUGAACAUAAAAUCGGGGACAGUUUCAGUGAGAAAGAAAGAAAUGAAAGAAGAGAUAAACCCAAAGAAAUUCCUAAAGCAAAAGCCAAAGAAGAGAAUUGCAAACAAAGCCAUGAGAGAGGAGGUGGUGCUUGUGAUAAGCAGUUGGAGUGUGCAAUGCCCAGGAAGAAGUUGUCUCCGUGUAAGAAAGGGAAGACUGUGAAAGCUAGGGGGAUAGACAUUACUGUAGCAAGAAGGGAAGGAGUGGAGACGGACAAAAAGGACUCUGGUUCCCAUCAUGGAAGAGAGAGAAGAAAGUCAGACUUGUACGACAAGAGAAAGGAUCGGCUAGAUGACAGUGUGGCAAGGGAUUCCAAGAAACCCAAAACAGAACAGGAUUCUACUGAAGGAAAGUUGGAGCAGGGAGAUGAAGAAAGUAAGGUGGAGAAUCAACUUCUGGCCAAGGAAGUGGAAGAGUAUGCUAAAGAAAUCAUCCAGUCCAGCAUCAAUGCACUUUCUCUUGAGGAGAGCUCCGUUUCAGCUGAAACAAAGUUAGCUGAUCAGAAAGAUGCAGGUGUAGAUGAACCUGUGAUUAACACAGUGCCAAACCUUUCAGAGUUGUGUAGGAGUUCAAAAGUGUCUUCAGAAGAAGGAAAACUCAGGAUUGAAAAAGAAACUUAUGACGAAUGCUGCGAACCAUCCAGUUCUGAUUAUGUGUCUGCUUCAGUUAUACCUGAGACAGAUGUCCCACAGGCUUUGUUUGAUUGCAAGGCAGAAAAUAUGGUUUCCAUUCUUUUAAGAUUUUCAGAAGCAGACACUGAUGUUAGUCCGUUUCUAAGGAAAGAUUCAGGAAAGGAAAUGCUGACCUCUGCUUUUGAGUCUUCACCUAUAGAGGCAAAAAUUGCAGGCUCACCAUCAUCAGAGAAGGAGAGAUGUGACGUUUUUGAGGAGAGUGGUGAUGACAUUAAAACAAAGAAUUUUAUUGAGCCUGAAGUGAGCAGCCUUCCAGGAGCUUUGUUGGUAAGUCCUGACUGUGUGAUGACGCCAAAGUUUGAAGUUCCCCCAAACACCCCAGCAUCUGGAUAUGCAGAAAAACUUCAGCCGUCGAUGGUAAAGAACAUAAAUCUGAUUCAAAACAAAGCCAAGCUGGAGAAAGAAGUGGCUGAUUUGUUGUCCGGACUGACUAUGAAGCUUCACCAUCCGGUUGGAUCUGGUCUAGAGGAAUUUAAAUCUGAGGAAUCAAAACUUGAUGAAGGCAAGAAAAAAGAAUCAAGCCCAGAGCAAAAGGACAAAAAGGAGACCUGUGAUGAGAAUCCAGAUUCAUCCACAAGUAUCCAGACAUCAGACAGUGCCAUCAUAUCUGCCAAUAGCUCGCCUAGUCACGAUCUCUGUGUGGAGGAGAUGGAGAAGUUAGACCUGUGUGUGAAGCAAAACCUCAGUUUAGCAGAGGAAGGGAGAUGUAGUCCAGAGGAGUACCUGUCCAUGUUACAACAGGUGCUUCCAAACGUUACUUCCAUCACCAAGCUCAAACCUGGCCAGCAGGAGGAUGGUGUACAGUGUGGAGUGGUGUCAUCCAGCACCCACACAGAGUGGCCUCCAGAGAACGGGGCUUCAGUGAGGGAGGGUACCACCCAGAUCAUGUGUAGGUCAGUUGCUGAGGUGGUGAACAUGUGUGAUUUGUCUGUAGCUGAGAAUGUGGAGUUUCCUUGUAAGCUUCACACAGAGGAGGAGAAUGAUGUAUGUGUGAGACAGUCUGGUGAAGUAGUGGAGGAAGAGUGUACAGAUCAGGAUGAGUCUUGUUUCUCCAAGGAUGAUCUGGAUUUGGAGGACGUGGGUAUGAAUAGAGCAGGGGAUCAACAUAACUACUGUCUGAGUCAAAGUGAUGGAGCAAGGUUGAUCAGAUAUACACAUGGAAAUAUUCCUCAGGGAUCUGUGACCAGUGCUACAAAGAAACGCUGUAACUCUGCAAAGUCUUCUGUUUCUAAGAGUCUUGAAAACGAAGCACAAUUUACCAAGCUUAAGUUGUCCAAAACAUUGUCGAAAUCAGAAGAGAAGCUGAAGCAUGCUGUGAAACCUCCAUGGAACAGUAAUACCAAAGUGGAACAUGGGAAAGCGGGAAGUGUUACUCCAUCCAGAAUCCCGAAAGCCUGCAAGAGCAAGACAGGCAGUCAGUCUAGUUUAAAACAGACACAGGAUAAGUCCAAGUCUUUGGAAACAAAGACAGAAAAGAUUGAUAAAGAAAUGGGUGGUGAAGUCUGCUCUGGUGAUUCACUUCAAGAAGUUGGGAAUGAAAAGAAACAUCAUCGUGCCAAUAACAAGAGUACAAGUACAAUGGAAGAUGUCAAAUCAAAGGAUGUUCAUCAGAAACAUCAGUCUGUAGCUCAGAGAUCGGACAGCUCAGAAAAAAGAAAAAACCCAGAGCAAGCCCAGAAGGUGUUGUCUGAAAUCGAGAAAGGUAGAUGUCAAAUGGAUCAAGUGGAGAAAGCUGAAAGCGCCAAAGCAGACUCCAGUGUGCAACCCAUCCCAACAAGUGGAGGAGAGGAGAACAAAGAACCCAGUGCUGCAGACUCCACCAAAGCUCCACCCAAGUGGAAGAGCAAGAACGCCAAAAAGGGCAAAGGUCGGCAGAAGAAUCGUUGGUGAAAUAGUGGAGAAAAGCAUUUCGGUUGUUAUUGUGUAUUAUUUAUGAUUUUGAACUACUUUUCAACCCUUUUUUCAGUCAGUAUUAUGCAUAAUAAAUUCAGGGACAAUUUUGUAUGAAUACAAGUUUUUGUAGAAAGCUUUUUUUGUUAGUAAAAUUAGUUUUUGCAAAAAU